AGCGCAAGUAAUAAAGACCUCGAUGCUGUUUCCAAACCCGUCCCUCUAAACCCCUUUCGUGCUCCCUCUCCUGAAACUUCUAGACGCCAACGGGACAUUCAUGACUCUGCGGGGAGCCUACCACUCCUGACCCCGUUUGAUGCCCGCUGUCGCAAAGGAGUUCUUGUGGCCCGUGCGUCGACUGCAACGACGGGGCACGUGUGGGGCGGAGAAGAGGGGCACAGCGCGCUGCAACGAAAGGCUGAAGGCCCGGCUCGGCUGACCUCUGCAGGAACAACGGCGCGCCAAUCAGCACGCGUUGCGGGGGAGCGGGCGGGCACAGCGUUUUGCAAGAACCAGGAGGAGCCUCGGGCCGCCCGCAUUGACGGCUCAAGCUUCGCUCCCGAAGCUCUCUUGAUGCCAACCCACGACCAACGCAUGGCGUGAUCUGCGAUACCAGACCCUUUUUUUGCGCCACCGCCCGGUUCUGAUUGCCGCCCACGCUCUCGACUCCCGCGACGCCCUAGGAUCACCAGUCGAUCAAGAUGCCGCCUCCGCCGAACAUGGGUGGCCACAUGGGGCCGUCCAACAUUGACAAGCUGAAGAUGGGCGCCAUGAUGGGCGGAACUGUCGGUGCCAUCAUGGGCUUCAUCUGGGGCACCGUAACCGUCUUCCGAUUCGGAGCCGGCGCGAACGGGGUCAUGAGGACAAUAGGGCAGUACAUGCUCGCCUCGGGAACCACAUUCGGUUUCUUCAUGGGCAUCGGCAGUGUCAUUCGUUCCGAUUCCUCCCCCAUCCUCCAACAGGCGUACGCCCAGGCCUACCGACGGCCAACAAUCAUGGCCCAGCAGCGCGCUUUCCGGCCGCGGCCGCGCGACGACUAGGAGCGCAUGAUCCAGUCGAACGUGUGGACGGGACUUGCCCUGUAUUGGGGAAUAGGUCUGGGACAUGGACAUGAGGGCCCGUCGUACUGAACGACAAGCCUACCUGGUCAUGGCCGUGUAUAAAAAAGACAAAAGAAGAAAAUUCUCAGCUGUUAUCAUAGGACAUAGGUGCGGACAAACCUCCAGUUUCCACGUAUUGGUGCCGCAGAUCCGCUUUGCCAUCGAAAUCCCAUUUGAUAUUAUGUUCGGCCGACA
This is a messenger RNA of Gaeumannomyces tritici R3-111a-1, 1118 nucleotides long. RefSeq lists its product as hypothetical. Bases 525 to 863 code for a protein of 112 amino acids. Gene Ontology annotation, biological process: protein import into mitochondrial matrix; protein insertion into mitochondrial inner membrane. Lineage: Eukaryota; Fungi; Ascomycota; Sordariomycetes; Magnaporthales; Magnaporthaceae. Gene Ontology annotation, cellular component: TIM23 mitochondrial import inner membrane translocase complex. The record is from RefSeq and is a predicted model, not a curated record. The transcript has 5 exons.